CUCUCUCUCUAAGCUUCUGUCUCUAGCUUGCUAGGUUAGGUAGCUAGGUGGGGGGUUUGGGGUUGGGUGCGGGUGCGAGUGCGAUGGCGAAGGGCGGGCUGAGCAAGCUGAAGUGCAUGAUUAAGCGGUGGCACUCGUCGAGCAGGAUCUCGCGCACGCCGUCGGGGUGCUCGGCGGGGUCGACGUCGGCGCGCUCGCACGGCGGCGGGGGGCGCGUCGGGGGCGAGGAAUGGGGGCGGAGCGUCCUGGCGGGCGGCGGCGGCGGCGGCAGCGGGGGAGGGGGAGCUGGGGGCGGCCUCGGCGGCGGCCGCGGCGGGUCGGUGUCGUUCCACGGCGCGGACGGCGUGCCCCCGGGGCUCCACCCGGUCUACGUCGGCAAGUCACGCCGCCGCUACCUCAUCGCCGCCGACCUGGUCGGCCACCCGAUGUUCCAGAACCUCGUCGACCGCUCCGGCGGGGGCGGAGUGGGCGCCGGCGGCGGCACCGUCGUCGGCUGCGAGGUCGUGCUGUUCGAGCACCUCCUCUGGAUGCUGGAGAACGCCGACCCGCAGCCGGAGUCUCUCGACGAGCUCGUCGAGUACUACGCGUGCUGACCGCCUACCUGCGAUCGACAAUACUCCGGCGGCGGUGGCCGGCGCCGUUGAGCUCGCCGGAGUCGGAGGCUUCUAGAAGGGGCAAUUUGGAAUGAGUUCCAGAAGAUGUAUAUGAUCAGACCCGAACUGGCAAUCCAAGUAGCUGGAAGAUCUCACCAGGAAGAUGACGGAAUGCAGCGGAAAGUCUGGAUGAACACUGCACCCUUCUCUGCUAUUGUAGGUGCCGGAUGCUGGUCAAUACCAUUGCCUAGCAUCAACGAGUAUCAAAUGGUACCGAUAGGAUAUUAGCUGAUAUCGAUAGAUGUUAGACCUAGCACUGGUCCAGUCAUCGCAUUAUUUUAAAUAAAAGGAUUUCUAUAUCAAAUAUGGUUUUACCACAUUUUUUAAACUCUACCUCUAUGAAAGGACCGACUAGUUCAGGCAUUUUUUUAAAAAAAAAACCUAUAGUUUAAGGUU
This is a messenger RNA of Oryza brachyantha (malo sina), 1049 nucleotides long. RefSeq names its product serine, glycine and glutamine-rich protein-like. The transcript is spliced from 2 exons. Gene Ontology annotation, biological process: response to auxin. The coding region runs from base 84 to 593 and encodes 169 amino acids. The record is from RefSeq and is a predicted model, not a curated record. Lineage: Eukaryota; Viridiplantae; Streptophyta; Magnoliopsida; Poales; Poaceae.